This is a messenger RNA of Diorhabda carinulata, 642 nucleotides long. RefSeq lists its product as uncharacterized. Lineage: Eukaryota; Metazoa; Arthropoda; Insecta; Coleoptera; Chrysomelidae. The coding region runs from base 1 to 642 and encodes 213 amino acids. The record is from RefSeq and is a predicted model, not a curated record. The transcript has a single exon. Gene Ontology annotation, molecular function: catalytic activity.
AUGGCCUCUAGCAAGACCGGUAUCAGGGUUUUGCAGAUUAACGUGGGAAGGGCUAGAUUAGCUCAUGACCUGACCCACGCUAAAGCUGCUCAACUCGAAGUGGAUCUACUUAUCGUUUCAGAACCUAAUAAAAAACUGACUGAGGGGGGUGGUUGGGUACAAGAUAAGAGAAAGGACGUGGCGGUAUUAUUCAGGAAUAGGGAUAUUGGGGUGAGGAGGUUACAAAGAGAGGCGGGCUACGUCGUGGUCGAGCUUGAUUGCGAGAUCACGAUCGUGGCCUGCUACAUUUCCCCCAAUGUCUCUAUGAUUGAGUAUAGAAAAACAAUUAAAAAAAUAAUGAAUGCCGUCACCGACAAUAAGAACUUUCUGAUCGUGGGGGACGUCAACGCAAAAUCGUCUCAGUGGGGAUCCCCUAUUAAUGAUGAGAGGGGUGACCUCUGGGACGACUGGAUGGCCCAAAUGAAUAUAAUCGCGAUAAAUAAUAAAAAACCAACGUUUGUGAGGGGCACUAGCAGGAGUCACAUCGAUGUGACUCUUGCUAGUGAAGGGUCAUCCAGAAAAAUCGCAAACUGGGAUCAGAUAUUUACCCACCACAAGUUCAUCACCUAUGACAUUAAAAGCAAGACAAUAAAAAAAAAAUAA